AUGGCAACCAAAACCCUGGGGUACAGCGACGCCCCCCCGCGUCAAAACGACGUCGCGACCAAGGCCGACGCAAGCGUCGACCUGCACAAGGAGAUCAAAGCCACCUGGAAGGGCCGAAUCUGGGACACGUUCGACCUGCCGCGCGACGAGCGCCGGCUGCUCUUCAAGGUCGACGCGCUGCUCCUCACCUUUGCGGCGCUGGGGUACUUUCUCAAGAACCUGGACCAAACCAAUAUAAAUAACGCAUUUCUCUCGGGCAUGAAGGAGGAGCUCGGGAUGCUCGGCAACCAGCUCGUGACGGCCAACUCGAUCUGGACGGCGGGCUACAUCGUCGGCCAGAUCCCCUCCAACCUCCUCCUCACGCGCGUCUCACCGCGCUAUGUCAUCCCCGCGCUCGAGUUCCUCUGGGGCAUCAUGACGCUCGCGUCGUACUCGGUGAAAAACUACCAGGCGCUGUACGCCAUUCGGUUCUUUGUUGGGUUGUUUGAGUCGGGGUUCUACCCUGGUAUCCACUAUCUCAUUGGUGGCUGGUACACCCCGCGCGAGAUCGGCAAGCGCGCCGUCAUCUUCUGGGUCGCCGGCGCCAUAGGGCAAAUGUUCAGCGGUUUCCUGCAAGCCGCGGCGUACACCAACCUGAACGGGGUGCACGGGCUCGCUGGGUGGCGAUGGCUCUUCAUCAUCGACGCGAUCAUCACCCUGCCGAUCGCGCUCUUCGGGUUCUUCUUCCUGCCUGGUCUGCCGCUGCAGGACAAGAAGGAGUGGUGGCUCACUGAGGAGGAGCACCAGCUCGCCAUUGACCGGCUGAAGCGCGUUGGCCGGAAGGGGCGGACGCCGUGGACUUGGGACCGCGUAAAGGGCCUCUUCACCACCUGGCAUAUCUACGUGCUCCCUUUCGUCUACAUCUUCUGGAACAAUGGAACCCCGCAACCGACAAUGGGCUACUACCUCAAGAGCUUCAACGCCAAGAACCCGCCGGUACCAGGCCGCCACUACACCGUCCAGCAGAUCAACAAUCUCCCGCUACCUGGAACCGCGUUCUUCAUCGUCGCGUCACUGAUCCUCGCCUGGCUCUCCGACGGGCUUUUCCGCGGACGCCGCUGGCCGAUCAUCUACAUUGGCAUCAUCAUCACCCUGCCUAUUUCAGCGACGCUUCGUGUGCUGCCACUGUACGACAACAUCAAGGCGCACUUUGGGCUGUACUGGAUUUCCAACGUCGGCCAAGGCGCUGGGCCGCUCAUUCUCGCGUGGAUCAACGAGAUCAACUCGCACGACUCGGAGAAACGCGCCCUGCUCGUGGCGCUCGCCAACGACCUCACGCAUGUGGUUCAGGCUGUCGGCCCAAACUUUUACUGGAAGACGACGGAUUUCCCGGCGGCGCGUAAGGGCUGGCUCGCGUCCAUCAUCUACCAGUGCUUGUUGGCCGUGUGGACGACGCUCGUGCUGUUCCUGCUGCACCGUGACAAGAAGAAGGCAGCGCUCAACAAGGCCACCGAGCAACAGCCGAGCGACGUCGAGGCCGCCUCGGUUGAUGGCGAUGACAAGGAUGUCAAGGCCCUCGAGGCCCCCAAGUAG
This is a messenger RNA of Vanrija pseudolonga, 1572 nucleotides long. RefSeq names its product Pantothenate transporter liz1. Lineage: Eukaryota; Fungi; Basidiomycota; Tremellomycetes; Trichosporonales; Trichosporonaceae. Gene Ontology annotation, biological process: transmembrane transport. The transcript has 3 exons. The coding region runs from base 1 to 1572 and encodes 523 amino acids. Gene Ontology annotation, molecular function: transmembrane transporter activity. Gene Ontology annotation, cellular component: membrane. The record is from RefSeq and is a predicted model, not a curated record.